Messenger RNA from Sabethes cyaneus, 2193 nucleotides. RefSeq lists its product as uncharacterized. Bases 1 to 2193 code for a protein of 730 amino acids. Gene Ontology annotation, molecular function: zinc ion binding. The record is from RefSeq and is a predicted model, not a curated record. NCBI's taxonomy places the organism in Eukaryota, Metazoa, Arthropoda, Insecta, Diptera, Culicidae. The transcript is spliced from 8 exons.
AUGUUGAACUUCAAAGGAAAACCAGCUCCACCUUGCGCUAUCCAUGAUCCAAGUAUUUCAGCGACUCAAGCACGCCGAACUGCAUUGGGAAAUGAGCAUUCAUCUUCAGCAAAAAACGGCUGUGGGUCGUGUGUAAAACAAAAACCUGACUUGCCCGGUAUUACCGAACACCCAAACCAAUCACCUUUGGAGCACGAUAGCAACACGAAAAACUUGGAAAACAUCGAGUUUGAUACAAGUUAUACAUCGACAUCCAGUCUUGAAUUUCUUGAUGAGGAAUGGUUGGAGGAACAUUUGGAAGAGGAUGGAAACAACAGCUCAAGCAACGGAUCAAUGAAUGAAGAAGUACCUGAUCAAGAAAAUAUACAUGCUAGCAAUGACAGAGCGGUGCGGACAAACUAUGCUGAACAAGAGCUAAUCGAAAAGUUACGACGGUCGUUAAAUGAUAACAGAGAGGAAAUAAGAUAUCUUACGGACGUUGUAUCAAAACAAGAGGAAGUGAUAACUGGUUUCCGAUAUGAUCUGAAAUCAUUCGUAAACGAUGAUACUAAAGUGAAAUUAUUAACUGGUUUGCCUUCCUAUUCACUAUUAUGCAAAUCACCGAAAAUGGCAAAUCAAGUCUGCAAAUAUUCAUCGAAGAUUAGCAAGUUAAAUGAAGCAGAUAUUUCAAGAUACCAUGAAAAAAUAUUAGCUGUCGAUGGAACUGAUCCCUAUCAAAUGGAAUAUAAAUCGGAUAUAUUACCAUUAACCAUAGACUACGAUAGAAUUUUUGCAUACCUCAUAAGUCGUUUGUCAUUUCGGACUGGAGCCCCUCAUAGGAAUAUGAAAUCUUUGGAUGCAUACAAGUCCUUUCAGUCAGGUUUUGUAAAAGACGUAAAAGGAUGCAAGUAUAAGGAGGUGUUUGUUAUUACUGGACAGGUACUUCAUAGCUUGUCUAUAAAUCAACCACCAGCGGAAUGCUGGGUUAUUAUUAACGACGCCGAGAAUGAAGAGCAUACCAGAGGGGAGAUUUUAGCAGCUCAUUGCGACUGCACGGCUGGAGCUGGGGAAACAUGUACCCAUAUUGCAGCGGUUCUAUACGCAUUAUCGUAUGCUAGGGAAAUUUGUCUCGGAAAAAAAUUGUCAGUUACGGAAUUACCAUCGUACUGGAUGGUUCCGGGAGGUUCCGCAGCAACAGAAGAUUUAUAUAAACCGAUUGACAGUGUAAAUUUUGGCCGGAAAAGGGAAACAUUCUGCGAGCUUCGCGACUAUGCGUUAAGCAAAACGGAAGAAGAGGUCCGUAUUUUCUUAGAUAAUGUAACGUCCGCAGGUCAUGAGGUUGUUGCUAGACGAGCUUUUUUUAUGAGUACUGAUGCUGAACAAGAAAACGUAUCAAUUAAGGAUCGAUUACUAGACUUUUCCUUCGUGAAGCGUUUCUCUAACGAAAAUCACCAAAAAACAUUGGAGGAUUUAAUAAACAUUGGAAAAACGAUAGAUUGGUCCACUACCAUAGAGGACUGCAGAUUUAUUGAAGAGAUGACCAGAAAGCAACAUGCCGAACCGAUGUGGUUUAUGCUGCGGUACGGAAGGAUUACAGCUUCGAUAUUUUCACGAUGUUUGAGGACCAGUCUUUCAAAACCUUCUAAAUCCCUACUUACCUGCAUAUUUUCUCAAAAUCAAGGCCAAUACUUUCCUGCAACACUUCACGGUAGACGUAAUGAACAUAAAGGGGUGAUUGCUGCAGUUGAAGAUUUUAAAUGUAAUGAUCACAUCAAUGUUAGACACAGAAAGUCUGGUUUGACGAUUUCACCAGAACAUCCGUACUUCGCAGCAUCACCAGAUUACAUAAUACAAUGUGAUUGUUGCGGAACAAUAGUUAUAGAGGUCAAGUGCCCGUUCAAAUUUGAUUUGUUGACACGUGACGAAGGAAUAGAGGCUCUGCUUAGUCGACACUCAUCUUAUUUGUUACGAAAUUCAAGCGGAGUUUUGACAUUGAACCCCAAACACCCUUACUUUUAUCAAGUCCAAAUGCAAAUUCUUGUUGCUAACGCCGCAUAUGGCUUGUUUGUCGUUUGGGCCCCCAGAUUCACACUAGCAUUCAAUGUUGAAAAAGAUACACAAUUCUGGGUUCAUAAUUAUCCUAAAGCUAAAUUGUUUUUCGAGAAUGUUUUAGCACCUGAAAUACUCGGCCAUUAUUUCUCUCUUCGUAAUUAA